Molecule: messenger RNA, 2330 nt
Organism: Vigna umbellata (rice bean)
Lineage: Eukaryota; Viridiplantae; Streptophyta; Magnoliopsida; Fabales; Fabaceae
Source: RefSeq, a predicted model, not a curated record
UAUGAACAUGGGAAAAGGAAAAAGGAAAAAAGUAAACGUGCUUAAAGCUUUUCCGUAACAUACGCAUCUUUGGCCUUGGUUUUUGGCUCUGUUACACAGCAGGCAUUCCCUCUGCAACUGCAACAUCGUAUCUUCCUUGUCCUCUUCCUUCACCUUCAGCUUAUUCCCUCACUUUUCCUUCUCUUUUUUAUGUACUCUCUCUCCUUCUACCAACUUUUCCUGUCCCUUCUUUUCUCUUUGCAACACUCAACUCUUCCUUUCUUUCCCAUCUUUCUUUUAUCUCAAAUACUCUUUUUUUGCCUCAAGGUUGCUCCUUUUUCACCUUUCAUCACACCCCAUCGAAUCCUCACCUCCCAAUUUUGUUUAUUCAAGAUAUUCAUCGUUGGAGGGGAACCCCCUGUUUCAAGUUUGUGGUUUUUCUUGUUAUUCCUUUCAUCCGUUGAGUCAGAUUGUGGGGUCCUUCAAAAUUGGGUCUUCACCUUCGAAUUUGUUGGCAUUGUUUCUCCACAUCGAUGAUGAUCAAUUUUGUAAGUGAUGCUGUAAUCUGAUUUUUUAUGUUAAAGUAAAAAAAAAAAUUAAAAUGGUGAUGCUUUGGAUGGUAGAGUGAAUCAUUGUCAUACAUGGAAGUGUUGUCGAAGUUCUAGACCGGCACCAUGAAUUCAGUAACUAGCAAAUGUUUGAUUUUGCUUGUUACUGUUUUGAUUCUUAGAGCACUGAUGUUUCCAUCCUUCCCUGGUUUUGAAAGGAUUGAAUGGAGUAACCUUGUGUAUAUACGCACUCCAUUGUUGAAUUUUGACUUUGGAAUACGACAAGAUAAGUUUUUGGUGGUUCCUCAGAUUGUGUGGGGAUUAAACAACCAGAAGAUUGCAUUUGCAAGGGCCUGUCUUACUGCUAGAAUGCUGAACAGAACAUUGUUGAUGCCAAGCCUCAGUGCCUCGUUGUUUUACAAAGAAAUUGACCUCUUGCAACCUAUUUCCUUUGACAAGAUAUUCCAGUUUGAGAAGUUUAAUACCCUUUGUCGUGGUUUUGUCCGGUUGGGGCUCUAUUCAGAUGUCUUGAAUAGAACAGAAGUGCUGGAAAUGGAAAAGGGAAGUGGCAGGAGGUGGACAGUGGAGAGAGAUUUGUCACAAUUGAAGGAGCAUGGCAAGGGCUCUUUUGAUGACCACGAGGUAAUUCGGAUUGUAGGGAAGAACCCUUUCUUGUGGCAUGAUCAUUGGCCUGUGAAGGACUAUGCAAGGAUUUUUGAGUGCCUGUAUUUGACAGAAGAGAUUGCUAAGGAAGUAGACAGGGUUGUGUCUAGGAUUAGAGCUGUUGGAAGAAAGAUAACAGGCAACACUCAAGCAGUGGAAAUUCAGAAGAAUAUCACCAAUGAUGGACCUUCUUUUGAGCCCCUUCCAUAUGUUGCUGUCCACAUGAGGAUAGAAAUUGAUUGGAUGAUUCAUUGUAAAAAAUUAGAACGGCGAUUGAAUGCUAGUCAAAUCUGCAGUGACAAGAAAGAGAUAGUGGAAAGAGUUAGGAACAUUGCUGGUUUGAAGACUCCGGUUGUUGUUUAUCUUGCUGUUGCCGAUAAACUCCUCAACAAUUCUUCCAUACUUGAAGGUUGGGAAGAUGGGUUUGUUCCUUUUGAGAAGAAAAAACUUGGUGUCGAUGGAAUUUACAAGAAGUAUCCCUAUUUAAUUCAGUCUGCAAUCGACUACGAAGUGUGUUUAAGAGCUGAUACCUUUGUGGGAAACAGUUUCUCCACAUUUUCAAGUCUUAUAGUUCUUGAAAGAACACAGAAGAUGAUAAGAAUGAAUGGCACCAACUUGUGUGGGGAAAAUGUAAGAUGGCCUUCUUAUGCUUACAACAUACCAGGAACAUCAAAUGGUCCAAAGAGAUGGGUUACAAACAUGUCAGAAUCAAAUCUUCAAUCUAUCAGCUAUGGCACCAAUCACAUCUCCUGUUAACAGUGCCUUGUUUAAUUAAGCAUUCCUGCUUCACACUUUCAGAGUAGAAAGAGCCCCUUUUUGUUGGCUCAACAUUUUCACUUCUGGGCAUGAUUGACAACUAGAAAGAAGGAUUUUGAUGUAGUGAACACACAUUUGAGGUACAGUUUCUCGUUAUGUAAAUUGAACCCACUUUUUAGGAACACGACUCUCAGGUCUGACACUGUUUUGUUGUUAAAAAACGAAACCCCUUCGAAAGGGUAAGUUUUGGUUUCUUUAUACAUUAUGUUUAUAGUUUGGGUGGUUGAUUGAUUGGGUUCAAGUGGGAGAGAAUUGAAAAAGGUUGAGAGAAGAGUUCUAUAACUGUGUCCUCUGGUUGUCUAUUUUUUUAUACACUUGCGAGAU